Messenger RNA from Mytilus trossulus (common blue mussel), 1911 nucleotides. Its product is annotated as cell division control protein 42 homolog. Lineage: Eukaryota; Metazoa; Mollusca; Bivalvia; Mytilida; Mytilidae. Gene Ontology annotation, biological process: small GTPase-mediated signal transduction. The coding region runs from base 201 to 794 and encodes 197 amino acids. The transcript is spliced from 5 exons. Gene Ontology annotation, molecular function: GTP binding; GTPase activity. The record is from RefSeq and is a predicted model, not a curated record.
AGUGUGAAACUAGUUGUAUUUCUUAUUAGGUCCUCAAUAAUGAUAUAUUAAAGCGUUCUAUUUAUAAUUUUAAACAGUUAACAUGAAUUACAUCCUUAUUUGUGUGUCAAUUUAAAGGGGAAACAUUUUAAUAUCCGAAAAGUUAUGUAUAUACAUAUUACCUAAAAGAUGACCCAGUAUGGAUACUAAAAUGCCUUAGGAUGCUGUCUUUGAAAAUUGUAGCCGUUGGAGAUAGAAAUGUUGGUAAAAGGUGCUUACUUAGAUCAUAUGUUGAAGGACAGUUUCCGAAUGAUGACGUUAAAAAUGUGUCGAAUGGCUAUAAGAAGGACAUAGAGUUCCUGGGUAAAUCUAUACGGCUUGUGUUAUGGGACAUCAAUGUUGACGAAGAGAACGCCAGAUUACGUCAUUUGACAUAUCCUCUAACGGAUUUGUUCCUCUUGUGUUUCUCACUUGUUGAUCAAAAUAGUAUGGACAACAUAGAGAAGAUUUGGCAUCGUGAAAUAACUCGACAUUGUCCUCACACACCUUUUAUCCUGGUCGGCACGAAAAGUGACUUGCUCGAUAGUAGCAUGUUAAGCAACCAUGGCCGAUGUUCUGGGUGUGUUCGAACUAAAGCUGAGGAAUUGUGUAAACGAAUACACGCUUUUAAAUAUGUUGAAUGUUCUUCGUUAAUUAGAGAUGGUCUUGACAAUGUGUUCAAUGUUGGUUUACAUUCUAUAUGUUCUGCUCAGACACCUAAUGGCGAUGUAGACGGUGAAGAACAGAAAGAAGUGAAAAACUGUGUUCUAAUGUAAUUGUAGUAUGUUUCUAAUGUAAUUGUAGUAUGUUUCUAAUGUAAUUGUAGUAUGUUUCUAAUGUAAUUGUAGUAUGUUUCUAAUGUAAUUGUAGUAUGUUUCUAAUGUAAUUGUAGUAUGUUUGCACUUAUUUUACUUGUACAACGUAUAGGGUUACAGGUAGGUAACCUACCAAAAUUGUUUGAAAAAACAACUUGAUUUAGGAAUAUUGUUUGUACAAAUGUAGCUAUGCUUACACAUGAGUCAAUAUCGUCCAUUUUCAGAUGUUGUUCUACUUACUAAACUAUACCCUGCAUCUCAUUCCUUAUUUUAUUGAUUUUGUAUUUACAUUGUGUCAUAGAUUAAAUGUAUUCGUUCAGUGUGUGAUCACUUGUUUUUGUUUUAAAAUGUCUUUUGAUUGAGUUAGGCAAGUUCAAUUGAUAGCUUAAAGUGUUUCUUUCUAUGUUGUGAUGUUACACUCUUGUUUUAAGUUAGGAAGAAGGUUGGUACCUAUUAAAACGUUUAACCCCGCUGCAUUUGUUUGCACCGGUCCUAAGUCAUGAACUUAAUGUUCUUUGGUUGUUUGUUUAUGUGGUUCAUAAUUGCUUUUCGUUUCUCGUUUUUUAUAUAGAUUGGAUCAUUGGUUUUAUUCUUUAAAUGGUUAUACAAAUGUACACUUGUCAAUUUUGAGAUCCUAUUUUAAGCUUGUUGUUCGGUGUUAGCCAAGGCUCCGUGUUGAAUACCGUACUUUAACCUUUAAGAUUUACUUUUACAAAUUGCGACUUGGAUGGAGAGUUGUCUCAAUGGUCCUCAUACCACAUCUUCUUAUACCUAAGUUUAAAACUAAAGGGUCUUAUCACAAUAUACAUGUACAAUCUCGAUCAUCUAUUUUACUAUUCAAACAAAAAAGGAUAAUAAAUAUGUGAAUAGUGAAUAGAAAAAAUAAUAAUAUAUGUGUGAGUAUUGGACAAAAGAUUUAAACUUGUUUGUAUAUUUAUAGGUUAUGCAUGUAUGGCUGCAUGUUUAUGUUUUUAACAGAUAUUGGAAUAAAUCAUUAUCCAUGCAACCUUCUUUUAAAACUAUAUUCAUUUACUAUUUUGGUUUAUAUUAUAUGUAGCCCUUUUGUGAUUUGAGUUGA